Pseudoliparis swirei is the source of this 1800-nucleotide messenger RNA. RefSeq names its product ISL LIM homeobox 2b (gene isl2b). NCBI's taxonomy places the organism in Eukaryota, Metazoa, Chordata, Actinopteri, Perciformes, Liparidae. The record is from RefSeq and is a predicted model, not a curated record. Gene Ontology annotation, biological process: positive regulation of transcription by RNA polymerase II; axonogenesis; neuron fate specification. Bases 50 to 1135 code for a protein of 361 amino acids. The transcript has 6 exons. Gene Ontology annotation, cellular component: nucleus. Gene Ontology annotation, molecular function: cis-regulatory region sequence-specific DNA binding; DNA-binding transcription factor activity, RNA polymerase II-specific.
CUCACAUCUUUUUCUGCCUCUACCACAAUCCCCCCUUCAUCCGUCCUGUAUGGUGGAUAUUAUUUUCAGCUCUUCUUUCUUGGGUGAUAUGGGGGAUCAUUCCAAAAAGAAGUCAGGAUUCGCGAUGUGUGUCGGAUGUGGAAGUCAGAUCCACGACCAGUACAUCCUGAGAGUCUCUCCCGACCUGGAGUGGCACGCAGCCUGCCUGAAGUGCGCAGAGUGCAGCCAGUACCUGGAUGAGAGCUGCACUUGUUUCGUCCGGGAGGGCAAAACCUAUUGCAAAAGAGAUUAUGUAAGGUUGUUCGGAAUAAAAUGUGCGAAAUGCAACCUGGGCUUCAGCAGCAGCGACCUGGUGAUGAGAGCCCGGGAUAACGUGUACCACAUCGAGUGCUUCCGGUGCUCGGUGUGCAGCCGGCAGCUGCUGCCGGGAGACGAGUUCUCCCUGCGGGAAGACGAGCUGCUGUGCCGGGCGGACCACAGCCUGCUGCUGGACCGGAGCUCCGCAGGGAGCCCCAUCAGCCCCGGACACAUCCACUCCAACAGAGCGCUGCACUUGGCAGUCCCGGUCACGGUGCGGCAGGCCCCGCAUCGGAACCACAAGCAGUCGGAGAAGACGACCCGGAUCCGGACGGUGCUGAACGAGAAGCAGCUGCACACGCUGCGGACCUGCUACAACGCGAACCCGAGGCCCGACGCGCUGAUGAAGGAGCAGCUGGUGGAGAUGACCAGCCUGAGCCCCCGGGUCAUCCGGGUCUGGUUCCAGAACAAGCGCUGCAAAGACAAGAAGAGGACCAUCCUGAUGAAGCAGCUGCAGCUGCAGCACCACAGCGACAAGUCCGUGAGCAUCUUCAACCUGCAGGGCCUCACGGGGACUCCUCUUGUGGCCGGGAGCCCUAUUCGACAUGAGAGCUCAGUGCAGGGAAACCCAGUGGAGGUCCAGACCUACCAGCCUCCAUGGAAAGCCCUCAGUGAGUUCGCCCUGCAGAGCGACCUGGACCAGCCAGCCUUCCAACAACUGGUGUCUUUUUCUGAAUCGGGCUCUCUCGGAAACUCGUCCGGCAGCGACGUGACUUCUUUGUCCUCUCAGUUACCGGACACCCCCAACAGUAUGGUACCCAGCCCGGUGGAGACGUGAAACUGCCCCACCCCCCCCCCCUAUCAGACUCGUCGGUCAUCCCUCUUGCAAAGGACAAUUGCAGCAUGAUCCCGGUCCCCCCCCCUACCCCUCCCCCUGCACGUGACCAGCUCAUCACAUCACCCAAAACUACAAAGGAGAGUUUCAAAAAAAAAAAAUUUUUAUUUCAUGACAUGGAGGGGAUGGAACCAGGAUAGCCCCCCCCCCCCCAUUGACUCCCGAUUUUAUUUAUUUUUGUGGAGCUUUCAUUGAUAAAAAACUAAGAAGAACAAUUGCAUGACGUGAUACGGAGAGAGAUGUACAGAAGACCUCCUGAUGGAUGUAACACACCUUCCCUAAAAAAAAAACUAUUUGGAAACAUGUACAGAUGGACGUGCUGCGACUUCAUUGUGAUAUUAUGUCUUUGUUUCUUCAACAUGAGACUUUUUUUGAUACAUUUAUUGCGUUGUCGAGUCCUCGUUGACUCAUGUGUCUUAAAGGUCAGAGCAUGAAAAUCUGCAAAUUAUUCGUAUUGUAAAAAAAAUACUUUAUCUUAAAGGGGCAGGUUUGUUUUGAGCUUCUCGAUCAAAAAGUAAAUUAUUGUUAUAUUAUUUAUUGUUAUAGGUAAGCGAUUCGUAAAGGGAUUAUUAACUGAUAAAGAAUAAAAAACAAAAACAAGAAUACUU